This is a messenger RNA of Armigeres subalbatus, 1156 nucleotides long. RefSeq names its product heterochromatin protein 1-like. Bases 165 to 1028 code for a protein of 287 amino acids. Gene Ontology annotation, biological process: chromatin organization; negative regulation of transcription by RNA polymerase II. Lineage: Eukaryota; Metazoa; Arthropoda; Insecta; Diptera; Culicidae. Gene Ontology annotation, cellular component: pericentric heterochromatin; nucleus. Gene Ontology annotation, molecular function: chromatin binding. The transcript has 2 exons. The record is from RefSeq and is a predicted model, not a curated record.
CGUGUUAAUAUCGAAGCAAAAAUAUCGACAAUUUCGUUUUCCUCUUUUUCUUUUUUAAUCCUUUUUAUCUGCCUCGAUCUGCUCGAUAAAUAAAAAGCGUCUAAAAAAUUUCCAUUCAGAUUAAUUUGUUUUUAUUCAAUAAAAAAUUUUAACGGCAAUUGAUCAUGGCGACAGGAGAGCAAUACGUGGUCGAAAAAGUUGUGGACAAACGUAUCCGAAGGGGCGUUGUUCAAUAUCUGAUCAAAUGGACCGGGUGCGAUGAUUCGCAGAACACUUGGGAACCGGAGGGAAAUCUCAAAUGUGACGCUCUGCUGAAACAGUUUCUUGAGGAGAAGGCAGAUGCUAAAUUGAAGAAACGAGGAAGGGCAUCUAAAGCAUUACCAUCGGAUAAUGAUGCAGUGGAUGCAAAGGAAGAAGGACCAAAGAAACGAGAUAGGUCAUCCAAAUCAUUGCCUUCGGAGGGUGAACAAGCCAAUGCAAAAGGCGAUGGAUCAAGGAAGCGGGGCAGAUCAUCUAAAUCACUACCUUUGGAUGAUGGGCCGAAGGAAACUAAGGAUGCGAAUGCAAAUGAAGGACCAGCAGAAAAAGUUACCAUUGAUGUUGAGAAGUCGUCGGCAACAAUUGCAUCUGAGAAGAUGAGCAAACAACCCGACGAUUCUCCGAAGGAACAAUUAAAGGAAAGUCUUAAUAAUCAGGAAGAGGUUAAAGUGGAAAAGCAAAAAGACGUAAAGAAACGUCAGCCGAAACGCCCAAAAUUGAACCAGCAACAUUCUGAACCCGCGCCGGGACCAUCCAGAGUAAGCGAAGAAUUGAACGGGUUCGAGCGCAGAUAUACCGUUGACAGCUUGGUUGGUAUCACGGAAGAAGGUGGAAAAUUGUGUUUUCUGGUGAAGUUUCAGGAGAACCCCGAAAUGGAAAUGAUCCCGUCUGCCGAGGUUCGUAAGUUUGUUCCUGAAAUGAUGAUUGAAUUCUACGAGAAUCGUAUUAUCUGGAAUCAGAAGAGCGGCGCUAAGAGACCACGAAAUUAAAUAUCCGUACAGGUAUUUAUCACUUGCAUUGAAUUCAACUUUUUGUUUUGUAUCGAAAUAUUGACUAAAGAACACUUAUUUUAACAUUGUUCUAGCUGAGCUUUUUUGUAUUAAAUGCUGUUCCAUAA